This is a messenger RNA of Neodiprion fabricii, 830 nucleotides long. RefSeq lists its product as uncharacterized. NCBI's taxonomy places the organism in Eukaryota, Metazoa, Arthropoda, Insecta, Hymenoptera, Diprionidae. The record is from RefSeq and is a predicted model, not a curated record. The transcript is spliced from 2 exons. The coding region runs from base 133 to 705 and encodes 190 amino acids.
AAAUUUUACCGCGGUUGCGCAUGCGUCGACUGUUCUAUUCGUGUUGGUGAUGUGUCUGUGUGUAUGGUAACAUGUAAUGCUAUUCAGACAGUGAUAUUUACACAAAUAAAAUUUUUGAAGAAUAAAUAAAAAAUGAGUGACGGAGAAAAGCGUUAUUAUUGGAAAGGAAAGCGAGUGAACGAAAAAAUCUACAACCUACGUAUUUCUCAACGCAAGAACGGACAGAAAAGAAAGAAAACAUGCGAUCUAACCUCUCAGUUGUCUGACAUUGUACCAGGAAGGAGAAUAAUAGAUGUUUGUCAUUUCCUAAAACAACUUAAAUGCGUACAUUGCAAGGCAUUGCUGGAUUUGGAAGAAAAUCUUAAAAGAGAAGAACGACGUGGCUUGGGUUCGACUUGGCAUGUAUUGUGUACAGCUUGCAAUAUUUUAAACAAAGUUACUACUGACAAGCAACAUCCAGAUGCAACGACUAAAAGGCAAUGUUUCGAUACAAAUUCCAAGAUUGCAAUAGGCGCACUUCACUAUGGGAUUGGAGCAACUCAUCUCAAUAAAAUGUUCGCCUCUGCUAAUAUACCUUCAAUUGAUUCCAAAACUUUCAAGACACAUGAAAAUGCAAUGGGAACAGCUGUUGAAGAAGUGGCUAAAGAAAGUUGUCAUAAAUGGGCUGAAGUUGAACGUAAAAUGACGAUUGAAAAUUCAGAUUAGAUUCAACAGUCAUUGUAAGCAUUGUCAGUUUAGAUGUUUUUAUGUUGUAAAAAAUUGGUACUCGAUUGUACAGUCAAUACUUAGAUGAUCGAGGAUUUUGAAGUAUUGUCAUGUUGCAAAAUUCU